UACCAAACUUCUCUUCUAAUGAAAAUUGCUUUAUGAAUUCCAAAAAAACAUCGUGAAAAAUUUUGUUCAAUCUGAGCAAGCUUUUGAUUCUUCGGGAGACAUGAAAAAGUUCACUUUCCGGGUCGUUUCAGGAAAUUGAGUUGGUAUAAAGAAGUUAUAUUAAAAACUGGUAAUCUUUUUGUUCAACUUAAAUUUAAUUCAGAACGAACCGUUAGUUGUAUAAGCAGCAAACCGAUUAAAACGAAACAAAACUGAAUUUGAAAGAUGGCAAAAUUUAUCGUUAAAUUCGAUUCCAAAUAUUGAAUUUGUGUAAAAUACAAAGUUGACAAAACUUUCAAUGACAAAAGAGAGAAUGAAAAAGUUAUACUAUUAUUAUGGUUUAUUGAAUUGGGAGUUUAAGCGCUUUAAGGUGAAAAAGAUUAUAACCGAUGGGUGACAGUGAAGAUGAUUUUGAUGCUCGCUCUCGAGACAAAUUUCGAAGAGAACGAAAUGACAUAGGGCAGAGGCCGCCGCAGCAGCAACGAACUGAUGGUAAUUGGCAGAAUCGACAGCCAAGAGGAGGGUUUGUGCCGAGGGGGAAUUACAACAACUACAACAACAUGAGUUAUGGCGGAUACAAUCAGCAAGGUCGACAGCCGGACUUCAUUCACAAGCGUGGCCAGACAAGAGAGUACCCGAAUGCAAGUCCACCACAGAAAAGAAUGCGAAGGGAUUCUGAGAAUGAUGACACCAAUAAAAAGUUCGACGAGCCGAUGUCCCCACCUACGCAUCAGCCGCCGAUGAAAAGCUUCAAGCAGUUCAUUACAAACUUAGACGAUGAUGUAGGCGAUGAUGAUGCAAUCAACAAGUACCAGGAGUAUAAACUCGACUUCAAAAAGACACAAAUUGCAGAGUAUUUUUCACAGCACAAGGACGAGGAAUGGUUCCAACUGAAGUAUCACCCAGAUGUAUGUGAAACGCAUAAGGCGAACCAACUCAAAGCGUAUGCUGUUCGUUUGGAAGCUUUCAAGAAGCUGGAAAGUGUUAUUAAUGAUCCCGAGUUAACGGUUGAUUUGAACAAAGAUCAAGCUUUGACUAGGCUUUUGGAUUCUGCUGUGAUCUACAUGGAAGGCGGGGAUGAGAAAGACUUGGAAGCACUUGAUAUGGACGAGACAGAGUUGGCGACGACUCAAAAAGACAAAGACGGUGCUGCUUCAAAGCCGGCUAAAAAGGCGAAGAGGUCUAAAAAGAGAAAAAAGAGCGAGGCAAGUGGUUCCAGUCGCGACUCGACUCCUAACAAAAAGAAGGGAAGUGACGAUGAGUCCAGCAGCUCCUCUAGCUCAAGUGAAGAUUCUGAUUCUGAAAAUGAAGGAGAAGAGAAGAAGAAAAAGUCACACAAAGAAAAAAGUGGUGAAGACGGCGAAAUUGGCAACAAAGUCGACAACAGGCCCAAGCCCCUGCACAAGACAGUGUCGCUGUUUAUUCAAGCACUUCCGCCCAAAAUAACCCGACAAGAACUGGAGGAGAAAAUGAUCCAAGCUUCACCCGGUUUCCUGAGGCUCGCGUUUACUGAAGCGCUGCCUGAAAAGAAAUUCUUUCGAAAAGUCUACGCUACCUUCAAGCACGAUGUGAAUAUUAAAGAGAUAUGCUGGCAUUUGAACAAUGAAAAAGUACAGGACCAGGAAUUAGCCACGUUGGUUAACAAAAGCAUUCAGCUCCGAGUUCGACCUGUGAAUGGAAUCACUGCUUACAAAGACGUUGUGAGAGCCGAUCUGAAACUAGCGGCGAAAUUAGUUCAUAAACUAGAUUGCGAGCGCGGCUUAUACGUGCCUCCGCAAACUGAAGUAGUAGAGAAGAAAGAAAAGGUGAAAGAAUUGAAGCCAGUUGAGCAGAGUGAGACUAAGCACGACAAAUCUGAUUCAGCACUGGACGAAGACAAGAAAGACCAAACGGAAAGUGAGGUCGAAUGGAAACAGGAGACAACUGAGCCCAAAGAAGAAAUUAAGCAAGACAUGAACUCCUCGACUGAAAACAAUUCACCAGAGAAAAAGCAAGACCCAACAGAACCGGCAGCUCCUCAGAUCAGCGCUUCAGCCGAUGUUACCAAAUCCACAAAUCCUUUGCUUGAGCAUAUAACUGACUAUUUGAUUGAAGAAGUGAGCGCGGAGGAGGAGGAACUUCUUGCAGGUCUCGCUGCAAGCAAUGCUGGACUCACUGGCAACGGCACUGGACCAGGUCCAGACGAAGCAGUUCUCGAUCGAGAUGAGAAGCUCCUGAAAGUUUUGGACAAAUUGAUUCUGUACCUAAGAAUAGUGCAUAGUAUUGACUUCUACGCAACCAUUGAGUAUCCAAAUGAAGAUGAUAUGCCAUCUAGGAUCUCGAUGAUGCAUGCAAGAGGAGUGUUGCAGAGUAACAUUGUUAAGCUGACUGAAGUGAAAGAAUAUAUUAAGUCGUUUGAGCAGAAAAUGGCUCGAUUGCUCGCAACCUCAACAAAACUGAGCCAAGAAGACAUAAAGAAAUUGGGGAAAAGAGACGAAGCAACGGAGGUCGAAAACUUCGUCCUUGCCAACACAAAAGAUCUGGGAGACGACAAGUUUUUGUGUCCCCUGUCCGGUAAAAAGUUCAAAGGACCUGACUUCGUUCGAAAGCACAUCUUCAAUAAACAUGCAGAGAAAGUCGAAAAUGCCAAGAAAGAGGUACAAUUUUUCAACAACUUUUUGGCUGAUUCGGAUCGACCGACACUCCCAGAUGCUCCAAAGAGAGAGGCUAGGAGCGACAUUCCCAUGAACAGUGGAGUGGGAAUGGGUGGUAUAAAUUACGGGAGAACAGAUUAUAACACUGGGUACAACCAGAAUCAAGGUGGCAUGUACCAAAACAGACGAGGUGGCUACUAUGAUAACCAGGGCGGAGGAGGAAUGAAUUACCAGAGUGGAUAUAGACAGAACUAUGGGGGCUACAAUCAGCAGUAUAAUAGUCCAAAUUACAGAGGAGGUGCCAUGAGAGGUCGAGUUGGAGGGGGCUACAACAACUAUAAUGCCGGAGGCUAUGGAAGACCGCAAGGAGCAUACAAUCGUGACAUGAGGAGUUACAAGGACCUAGAUGCUCCAGAUGAUGAUGUGUGAUCUCUCUAUGAAACUAAACUAGGCUCAUUCUUUCAAACAUCGGUGAUUUGACCUCAUCUGUUACGUCAAUGAUGAUUCUGAAAACUGGACGAAGAUAUUUUUAAGUUGAACUUUUCAUCUGAACACCUAUACUAUUUCAUUUAAGAUAAUUAUUGGCAUUCAGACUUGUUUUAAUAAAAGUAAACUUUUGAUUGUGUAUGCACGUGAUAUAAUGCAGUUUUCUUUCUUUGUGUUUUUCAAUGGAAGUUGAAGUUAGUUUAAGUUGAAA
Messenger RNA from Symsagittifera roscoffensis, 3369 nucleotides. Its product is annotated as serrate RNA effector molecule homolog. Bases 429 to 3101 code for a protein of 890 amino acids. Gene Ontology annotation, biological process: mRNA processing; primary miRNA processing. Gene Ontology annotation, cellular component: nuclear body. The record is from RefSeq and is a predicted model, not a curated record. The transcript has 14 exons. NCBI's taxonomy places the organism in Eukaryota, Metazoa, Xenacoelomorpha, Acoela, Convolutidae.